Molecule: messenger RNA, 4066 nt
Organism: Colossoma macropomum (tambaqui)
Lineage: Eukaryota; Metazoa; Chordata; Actinopteri; Characiformes; Serrasalmidae
Gene: aplf
Product: aprataxin and PNKP like factor
Exons: 11
Coding region: 86-1612 (508 amino acids)
Biological process (GO): double-strand break repair
Cellular component (GO): nucleus; site of double-strand break
Molecular function (GO): DNA-(apurinic or apyrimidinic site) endonuclease activity; 3'-5' exonuclease activity; protein binding
Source: RefSeq, a predicted model, not a curated record
CGGAAGUUUCUGCGAGGGCGUGCACGAUGUGGACGGGGUUUGUUUUGUGGAAGUACAUGUAACUUUACCCAAGGGACCCACCAGAAUGCCGGGGUUUGAGUUGGAGCAAGUGGAUGGAGGCCAACCCAUUGACCUGCCUUACGGAGAGACUGUCAUUGGAAGAGGACCAUUCCUUGGAGUGAGUGAUAAAAGAGUGUCCAGAAACCAUGGUGUUUUGGAGAACGUGGACGGCCAGCUGCGCCUCAAACCUACACACCUGAACCCCUGUUUCAUUCAGACGUCUUUGGGAGCACCUUCUGAGCCUCUAGAGAAGGACCAGUGGCACUGCCUAAAGGAGGGGUCCAUUUUCUCCCUCCUACCUGGGAAAUACAUCUUCAGGGUGCGGGUCAUAACGGAGGACAGCACACUCAGCAACAGCCAGAGUUUUGAAGAGGAGACACAGACGGAAACAGAGGAGAAGUCUAACCCUUCCUGCGUGAGUCAAGAGACACUAGAGUACAAUCCCCAGGCCAAGAGCAGUACGUCUCACACGACUGAGUCAACACGAACAGCCCAAGAGGAGGAGAAGGAUGAAGACACACACAAACCUGACCCUACCUCCUGCAGUCAGGAUGCUGAUGUUACCAGCCCCGCUAAAGCAGUUGAAUCUGCCCCUCUGACCCCUCAGAGAAAGAGAGUUUUGCCUGCCUGGAUGACAGCCGCCACUCCUGCAGCCCAGAGCCCAUCGACAGUGAAAGCAGCUACUAAGCGAGCUCCAGCACAAGCUUCUGCCUCAAAGGCACCUGCAGCCCAGUCUAAACGAGCCACAGGGCCCAAACGGGCAAGAACCAAAAAGAUUUCAUCAGGAGAUGAGGAGGAUGAAGAAGAUGACGAAGAGCCCAGUGAUGUGGAACAGAAGCCCAGAAAGAGACUGAAGAAGUUGAACAGUGACACAGAGGAGAGCCAGGAUCAAGCUCCUGCACCAAAACCAAGCCAAGAAAGGUCACUCGAGGACAGACUCAGCGAAGACUCUGAAGAAGAGAGGAAAGGGAGAGGAAGGAAGAGAGCAGAGGCUGCUCCGAGGUCCAGGGCUGGAGGUUCAACCGCAGAGGCAGGAGACUCUGGAAACUCAGAGGUCAAAAAGCUGCCCUCGCAGAACGGAAAGCAGAGCGCAAAGACCAGUUCUUCGGAAAUCAGCUCCAGCAGCAGCAAGCCCAGAGUUCAGCGCCGGACACCUUGUCCCUAUGGCGCCUCCUGUUACAGGAAAAAUCCAGUCCAUUUCCAAGAGUGUAGUCACCCAGGAGAUGAUGACUUUGAGGAAGAGCAAAGUAACGGCAAUGAGGAUGACGAUGAUGAUCGGCCUGAGUGCCCUUAUGGGACUGACUGCUAUAGAAAGAAUCCUCUACACAAAAAAGAGUACAAACACACACAACCCCCAGCAAAGAAGUCUGCGCCAGAUGAUGAAGAUGAUGAUGAUGAAGACCGCUAUGAGAACAGCUUCAUUAAUGAUGAGAGUGAGGAAGAGGAAGUGGAUGAAGACUCUGACUACGUGCCCGAGUCAGAUGACAGUGGGAAAGAGGACAUUAAACGGCUGCAGAAGGAGGCCAAAGCUUUUCUGAAGAGGAAGAAGUAACUAAAACCCAGCACAGGACAAGCAGCAGGGGUUCCUAACUGGAGAUCCACCAUUUGGCAGAGUUUAGAUCCUGCCUAUAAUAUUAAAUGUUUGGCCAAAAAUCAUAUUUACACAGAACUUUUCCUUACCCCAAAAGCAGUCAAUCAGCCAAGACCUGACUGGUGUCUGGAGUUUGAUUCUUUAGUUUUGCACUGGAGCUACAAGGCCAGUAAAGCCAACAAGCAGUGAAACCUUUUAUCCACCUUUAACUGUUAGCAUUGUGUACUGCAUGCUGAAACUGUAUGUGCUUCCUGACAUUGUAUGACAUACGGUUAUCUAAAAAAUGGACUGAAAUACAGACAACAUUCAGAGUUCAAGAUGGCUGCUACUACUAUUUUUAGCUAUGCAACUUACACACCUAAUUAACAUGUAGAAAAUGUUCGUAGGUUACAUUGAUACAGCCAGCCUGUGGACCUGGUGCUAACACUGCUCACAUGGGUUGCCUCAUUAGGAAAAAAUUAAAGGGAAUGUAUACAGAUGCUAUAUGAUAUACUUUUGUCCAUUUUUAUAGAUGUCAGUAUGUCAUAAAGUGUCAGAAACAACAUAAGCAAGUCUGUUUGAGAUUACUUAGCAACACUGGCUGUGUUUACAUGCAAAGAUUUUUGCCAAUCCGACUGAAUACAUGCGAAUUGUAGAUUAAGACUGGGGUGUUUAUAUCUCACUCUACUCAACAAUCUGAUGGCAAGUCUCCGUUUACAUGCAUACUACAAGUAAUCUUAUCCAAAAUUAUGCACAUGCGUAGAGAACCACCAAAGUGUAGGCGCUACCCUGACAACGAGCAUCACGUGAGUCCAGUCAGAGUGAGACGAGCAGCAGUGAGCAGUGCUUGUGUUUUUAAUUGUGUCAGUUGUCUUUAAAAUGAUGUCAGACUCAGGAAAACGUCCUUCACAUGUCCUUAUUAAAGAAGGCCGAGAGGAAGACGUCGUGUUCUGAGACACAUAAACUGGACGCCCGUCCCACCGCCGUCUUUUAAACGUCUCCUCUGCUGACCAGUUUCUGCUCCCGCCAUGUUGAACGUUAUAAACUUCCGCUAUGAUGCGACGCACAUGUGCAGAACGUACUUAAAAUGCCCGAUUGGGAAUGUAAUCGGAUACAGGCGUUAACAUGGUUAUUGUUCUUCUAUUUAACUGAUUAUUUACAGGAUUACCCACCUCGUUCAAUUGGAUAGAAAUUGGAUUCCGAAAGGACUCAAUCAGACUAGCCUAUUCCAAAUGAGGUGUGUACAUGGAUGUGUUCUGUCCCAAUUGAGCUGUUAGUCGGAUUGGUAACGGAUUAUUAGGCUGUAUGUAAAGGUGGCUACUGUUUGGGGCAAGUGAGUGAUGAUUUAGGCUAGCAGUUUGCAUGAUGCUAACAUGUGGCUGAAAGUUUCGUUGUUUGUCAGCGUUUUAUCUCCAGUGCAAAACUAAAGUAGAAAAUUUACACACCAAAAUUGUCUUGGCUGAUCAGUUGCAUUUUUAAAUUUGUAUUUGAGUAAAUUAAAUUUUUUGGCCAAUGCUUUGCUUUAAAAUGUCACUGAUGAUGUCUGAAGACUGAUUCAUUAGCUGGGUUGGGCAAGUCGGGUUUCCCUCCACAGUAUAGUACAGCACAGUACAGUCCACAUUGGGCUAUAAACAGAACACCUCUCAGGGUAAGAGUGCUGUAAGAACCUUUUCUGCUCUUCUAAUUGUGUGGAAAAACUGAGCCUAGUUGAGAACUCUUAAGUAGUUUGAUGUAUGAUCAUCUGGAAGCCUUUAGCUUCUUCACUACAAACAUGAAUUGAAUGUACCAGGCAAAGAGAGAGCAGAUUUCCAGAAACAAAAGUGAAGGAAGACUGUGUUUAAGGGAUUUAUAUGCUCAGAACUGUAAGUAAUACACUUUAUUCUUUCAAACUUGAAAAUUGAAAAAUGAAGGCUGGAAAAAGUGGUGACCCUGAUCAGAUGUGGUGACCGGUGCACUGCUGCAGUCUUCACAAAAAACACUUUCCUAAAGCUUUUUUAAAACCACUGUCGAGGCUCACUGUUGAUCCUUUUUUCCGCUCUGAUUAGAACACGUCUGGCUGCUGAACUGAAUCAGACUUCUGAAAGAUUUCUUCUGGCAGAUCAGUGUGCUUAUUGUGAGUUUUGGUUUUUAAUGUUGAAGUCAGGCCCGUUUUGGAGGCAUUACUCAAUUUUGAGGCUUGUAAGGAUCUGUAAGUGGUUUCAGAGCCAACAUGUGAAUGUGUGCCUAUUUUUCUGUUAUUUAGAUGCACUUACAGCUGUUUCCUUUUUAAUUAUUGUUUUUUAACCCAAUAUUUUUACAUUGUCUCUGUGUUCUUAUACUAAGCCUUAAACCUGUUUUUGGUUAUUUUAGUAAUAUUAAAACCCUGUUUACUGUCUGUCUGUGGUUCAUAUUAUGUAAGGGGUCGAUAAGUAAGAUUUUAUUAAAUAGUAAUUGAAA